This is a messenger RNA of Coccinella septempunctata (seven-spotted ladybird), 1374 nucleotides long. Its product is annotated as micronuclear linker histone polyprotein-like. The coding region runs from base 1 to 1374 and encodes 457 amino acids. The record is from RefSeq and is a predicted model, not a curated record. NCBI's taxonomy places the organism in Eukaryota, Metazoa, Arthropoda, Insecta, Coleoptera, Coccinellidae. The transcript has 6 exons.
AUGAUCAAGAUCAAGUACAAUUUUGUAGAGCUCAGAAAUGGGGACGGUAUAACCUACAUAAUAACAUUGUUGGUCCUGGUAUUUAUAAAAGAGCGAAAUGCGAGGGCCGUAGGCCCGAGCAACGGACGAGAGACGAAUCGUGAGGGCCUCAGGCACGAGCAACGGACGAAAGGCGAGUCGGGAGGGCCGCAAGUCCGAGCAACGGACGAAAGGCGAAUCGUGAGGGCCACAGGCACGAGCAACGGACGAAAGGCACGAGCAACGGACGAAAGGCGAAUCGUGAGGGCCGCAGGCACGAGCAACGGACGAAAGGCCAAUCGUAAGGGCCUCAGGAACGAGCAACGGACGAAAGGCGAGUCGGGAAGGCCGCAAGCCCGAGCAACGGACGAAAGGCGAGUCGGGAGGGCCGCAGGCCCGAGCAACGGUCAAAAGGCGAAUCGUGAGGGCCGCAGGCCCGAGCAACGGAUGAAAGGCGAGUCGGGAGGGCCGCAGGCCCGAGCAACGGUCAAAAGGCGAAUCGUGAGGGCCGCAGGCACGAGCAACGGACGAAAGGCCAAUCGUAAGGGCCUCAGGAACGAGCAACGGACGAAAGGCGAGUCGGGAAGGCCGCAAGCCCGAGCAACGGACGAAAGGCGAGUCGGGAGGGCCGCAGGCCCGAGCAACGGUCAAAAGGCGAAUCGUGAGGGCCGCAGGCCCGAGCAACGGAUGAAAGGCGAAUCACGAGUCGAGAGGGCCGCAGGCCCGAGCAACGGUCAAAAGGCGAAUCGUGAGGGCCGCAAGCCCGAGCAACGGACGAAAGGCGAGUCGGGAGGGCCGCAGGCCCGAGCAACGGUCAAAAGGCGAAUCGCGAGGGCCGCAGGCACGAGCAACGGACGAAAGGCCAAUCGUAAGGGCCUCAGGAACGAGCAACGGACGAAAGGCGAGUCGGGAAGGCCGCAAGCCCGAGUAACGGACGAAAGGCGAGUCGGGAGGGCCGCAGGCCCGAGCAACGGUCAAAAGGCGAAUCGGCCUCAGGUACGAGCAACGGACGAAAGGCGAGUCGGGAGGGCCGCAAGCCCGAGCAAGGGACGAAAGGAGAGUCGGGAGGGCCGCAAGCCCGAGCAACGGACGAAAGACGAGUCGAGAGGGCCGCAGGCCCGAGCAACGGUCAAAAGGCGAAUCGUGAGGGCCGCAGGCCCGAGCAACGGUCAAAAGGCGAAUCGUGAGGACCGUAGGCACGAGCAACGGACAAAAGGCGAAUCAGACUGUAAAGUUGAAUCUACCAACAAGGGCGCUCCGAGAGGCGUAUACGUAUUGGCGGAGAAAUUGGGGCUCAUUGAACUGAUGCGAUAUAUACAUAGUGCAAAUCAUAGAACGACGUUAUAUUGGAAAUAA